Molecule: messenger RNA, 459 nt
Organism: Rhipicephalus microplus (southern cattle tick)
Lineage: Eukaryota; Metazoa; Arthropoda; Arachnida; Ixodida; Ixodidae
Product: cholinesterase-like
Biological process (GO): choline metabolic process; acetylcholine catabolic process
Cellular component (GO): plasma membrane
Molecular function (GO): acetylcholinesterase activity
Source: RefSeq, a predicted model, not a curated record
AUGCUAGCCGCAGCCACUCCGGGUGACAAGCGACUUCUGAGGGAAUUGCAUAUGGAGUAUAUAACUGACGCACAGUUCAUUUGUCCCAGCAAGUUCUUCGCCCAAGACUACUCUGAAAUGGGUAACUCAGUGUACUUUUCUGUUUUGGGCUACAGGUCGGCGAAGUUUCCGUUUCCAAAGUGGACUCGCGUGCCCCACACCUCUGACAUCGUCUACUACUUCGGCGUUCCUCUCCUCAAGCCGAAUAAGUUCACAGACGAAGAUCGGGAGUUCAGCAAGACUGUCAUGAAGGCAUUCACGCAGUUUGCAAAGACAGGAAGGCCAAUGAUCGAUGGAGUCGAGUGGCCACCCUACACCAACGACGACCCUGCGGCCUUGUGGCUUCAGUCUGGAAAUUACUCACUGCACCGGAAUAUUGGCGACAAGAACUGCGAAUUCUGGAGGGCGUACUUGACGUGA